Molecule: messenger RNA, 1465 nt
Organism: Schistosoma curassoni
Lineage: Eukaryota; Metazoa; Platyhelminthes; Trematoda; Strigeidida; Schistosomatidae
Source: the annotation of a GenBank genome assembly
CUGCGCUGUACCAGAUUGGGAACUCAGAAGGUCGUUCUUCUGCCGGAUAUAUUAGUGUCGGUAUUAUAUAUACAUAACACUACGGAUUUUAAAUGCCUGACACUACGAAACGUGGUUUAUUUGUCGUUUUCGAAGGUGUUGAAAAAUGUGGCAAAAAGACACAAUCAGAACUAUUACAGGAAGCUUUAACUCAAAUUACCGGCAAACAAGCCUUGUUGAUUCAUUUUCCUGACAAAAGUACACCAAUAGGGAAACUACUGGCUGAAUACUCUGAUGAAAAACUCCAACUGGAACCACAUGCAGCUCAUCUUCUUUAUAUAGCUAACAGAUGGGAACGUCAAGAUGAAAUUUCGAAUGCAUUAAAAGCUGGUAUUAGCGUUGUCGUAGAUCGUUACAGUUAUUCUGGUAUUGCUAACACAGCCGCUAAAUUUCAUCCACUCUCUGAAUUUGAUUGGAAAUGGUGCCGUUCUAUGGAGUAUGGGUUACUGCAACCAGAUUUCAUAUUUUGCCUUGCUCCAGAAAAUUUUGCUGAAAUUUCAGUUCGUGACGCAUUUAGUGACAAAAAGUUUGAAACAAUGGAUUUUCAAAAACGAAUUCUUAUUUAUUACGGUCGUUUAUCACGUGAAAUGGAGUCUGAGUUAAGUGAGAAUGAUGACACAAAUGAGCGUGAACCCCGACUCUGGCAUUGGAUACCGGCAACAGGUCAAACUGUGGAUGAAACGCAUUCAUGUAUAAUGUCGAUUAUUGAUUCUAAAUUAUAAGCCAGUUUUUUAAUAAAAUUAUCUAUUCAUUAUAUUUACUUUUGACUAUUAUUUAUUUUGUUGUUAAUGAUGACUGUUAAGAAUAGCCAAUCAAAUUGAAGUAGUAUCAGUAGUUCAUAUUGAAAUCAGGCACAAGGUGCUAAGCAAAGAUGGUUCAUCGGUUAAGUUUGUGAAUAUCCAUCACCUGGAGUGGUUGGGAUGUGUCACGUUUGUCGAAUCGCCAUCUACCUCGAUAUGCAGUGAUAGCUGAAGUAAGUGUGAAUGAAUCAAAAAGCUAGUUGUCAAAUUUUCUGGGGAUCUAGCAUCCCCAGAAAUCGCUUGAUCAACGUCGUAUUUUUGUAAUUUUGGAAACUUGAAUUUCUUGUUUCUCUCCAAAAGCGCUCAUUUCUACCUUCAGAUUGUAUUUCCCACUUGAAAAGACCCUAAAUGUUGUUGAUUCAUCCCCUCUUUUAAUAUGCUAUUUUGUGACGUUUCCUAAGGACAUUUUAUGCUGUAUAUAUACGUUUGAGUUGUGUGCUUGUUCUUGUUUGAGAUUCUCGGUGCUUGUGGAAUAUACCUUUUCAUCAUCUGAGCCGAGUCUUCUUCUGGUUAUCAGGGCUGGGAUGCAUCGGAAUAGUUUAGCUUGUCUUGUCGCUGAUCCUUCGUUCCGUCCACCGAUUUUAGGUGAUCUCGUAAUCCCUUCAAACAUAUUUAAACCAAGACAU